Messenger RNA from Neoarius graeffei (lesser salmon catfish), 4788 nucleotides. It is a transcript of the gene pip4k2ab, whose product is annotated as phosphatidylinositol-5-phosphate 4-kinase, type II, alpha b. The coding region runs from base 617 to 1945 and encodes 442 amino acids. Gene Ontology annotation, biological process: phosphatidylinositol metabolic process. The record is from RefSeq and is a predicted model, not a curated record. NCBI's taxonomy places the organism in Eukaryota, Metazoa, Chordata, Actinopteri, Siluriformes, Ariidae. The transcript has 11 exons. Gene Ontology annotation, molecular function: phosphatidylinositol kinase activity.
CGAGCUGCUUCGGUUUAUUUAUUCUCCCUCGGAACGAAUCUUCUGACGCGGCGCGCGCACGAAACCAGUGACCGUUAAAUUUCAAAUUCUGGACCAUUAGCUCAGGCUAGCGGUCUGUCAGUAACUAACUAACCUCUGCUUUAUUAUUAUUAUUAUUAUUCUGAGGAGAAAAUUAACAUGUCAAGAUUGAACAUGUUCUUAAAAUUAGAAAAGGACUCUUUGGGGAGUUAUUUAUGCUGAUAGGUUUUAUUUGUGUGGAGAAAAAAACGGUUAAAUGUAAGCUUUUGGUAGUAAAAAAAAAAAAAAGCGCUCGUGCUCAGUAUUCAGCCUUGUGGUGAUGCUAAAUAACCUUCAGGUUCCCGGCAGUGACGGCUAACAGCUAACAGCUCCGGGGCUGUUUCGAUAUUUCACGUCGAAAUUUGGGUUUAUUUUUGAUUUAACGGAGGGAUGAGAGAGGAAAUACAGAAGGAAAGGACGAAUUACAGGGACGUGUUAGCCUGCGGUUGGACGCGUUUGACUUGCAGCAGCUUCAGGUGUCGAGGUUUUGACAGUUAGUCAGUCAGUCAGUCAGUUACCCAGUUUUCUGGCGUCCUUGCUUGAAAACAAAACAAAAAACAUGGCCUCUGGAGCUACCAGCCUCGUCUCUUCUAUCGCCAGCAAAACCAAAACGAAGAAAAAACACUUCAUGCCGCAGAAGAAGAAGCUUUUCCGCUCCAGCGACCCUCUGCUCAGUGUGCUGAUGUGGGGAGUCAAUCACUCGAUAAAUAACCUCAGUCACAUUCAGAUCCCUGUAAUGCUGAUGCCUGAUGAUUUCAAAGCCAACUCUAAGAUCAAAGUGGACAAUCACCUCUUCAACAAAGAGAAUAUGCCAAGCCAUUUCAAGUUUAAAGAGUACUGUCCUCUUGUCUUCCGAAAUCUGAGGGAGAGGUUUGCCAUCGAUGAUCAGGAAUACCAGAACUCUCUGACACGAAGCGCGCCGAUCCCAAGUGACGCCCAGGGCCGCAGCGGCGCGCGCUUUCACACCUCCUACAACAAGAAGUACGUCAUCAAGAUUAUCACCAGUGAAGACGUGGCUGAGAUGCACAACAUCCUGAAGAAGUAUCAUCAGUAUAUAGUGGAAUGUCAUGGCAACACACUGCUGCCUCAGUUCCUGGGCAUGUACCGCCUCACGGUGGACGGAGACGAGACGUACAUGAUUGUCACGCGUAACGUGUUCAGCCCCCGUCUGCCCGUGCACAAAAAAUACGACCUGAAGGGAUCCACAGUGUCCAGAGAGGCGAGCGACAAAGAAAAGCCACGCCCACCUGAAGAUGGGGCUCCAGCCAAAUCUCGCAUGAGCCAAAAGCUCCAAACCAUUCGGAUCGCCACACGCUUUUACUGCGCCAUCAGACACACUAAGGAGCUCCCAACGUACAAAGACAAUGACUUCAUCAAUGAUGGACAGAAAAUCUAUAUAGAUGACGAGAACAAGAAGAUGUUCCUGGAGAAGCUAAAGAAUGAUGUGGAGUUUCUGGCCCAGCUGAAGCUAAUGGACUACAGCCUGCUUGUCGGGCUCCAUGACGUAGAGCGCGGAGAGCAGGAGCAGCCGGAGGAGGAGAUCGAGGAGAACGAAGGAGGAGAGGAGGAAGGAGCCGAGAGCGAUGGAGGAGUGACCGGGUCUCCACCCGAAAGUCCCAGCAACACACUCGACAGCAGCAAGCCACUGGGGCCAGGAGAGUUUGAUCCCGCCGUGGACGUCUACGCCAUACGCAGUCACGAGAACGCCCCCAAAAAAGAGGUGUACUUCAUGGCGGUAAUCGACAUCCUCACACCAUAUGAUGCGAAGAAGAAAGCAGCACACGCAGCUAAGACAGUGAAGCAUGGGGCUGGAGCCGAAAUCUCGACGGUUAAUCCGGAGCAAUAUUCCAAAAGGUUUUACGACUUCAUCACCACCAUUCUGUCCUAACCGUCGUCUGAGGUCAGUCUCAGGACCCUGAGUUCAGGUCUCCAACCCACUGAGAGGCUUUUAAUGGGAUCCUUGGACAUUUACUCGAAUUAAUUAUCUGUUUACAGUUGUUUUUCUCUUUUUUUUAAUAAAUGCAUUAAUAAAUAGGUUUAUGGCUGUGGAUGGAUAAACAUAUAGCUGUGUGUUAUACUGUGCUGUACAUCUGUAAUAGAUAUUGUUGAUUGGGAUGUUGAGUGGUAUUAUUGUGUUUAUGUGGAAACCUCAAAGCUGCUUUUUACUCUUAUUCUUUGUUUACUGCAAGAAGACAUCAAAUACAGAUGCUUUUCUGAGCCUGGGUUAAACAUUGUUUUAGACCAAGGCUGCUUUCACACUUUACUCACCCUGUAACCAUAACCAUCCCAAAACCAGACAAUUAUUUUUAGUUACAUGUCGUAAAUCUCCUCCUCUUCGCUGUCCAGCCGCAUCCCGUCGGAUUUGCACUGGCCGUUUUACAAGUGUGAAAGCAGCCUGAAAAGGUUGUUCAGUCAGGGGUCUCUCAUUAACAGCACAAAUGAUUAUCUCUUGCUGGAAAUGCUGGUCCAUGGUAUCUGUAGAUUGGUAUAACUGCUUUCGAAAUUAUAAACCCAUCGUUUUAAAUCUUCUACUAAGCACUUGUACCCUUCAGAUGAAGAAGCAAUGAGAUUUUGUAGUCUAGUUAGAUUCACCGCUGACUGCACAGUUUAUUGUCGAGAAGCUUAUAAGUAGGAAACCUAUAAAAGUUGUUUGCACAUGACCUAAAGCAGGAGUUCUCGGCUCCUGUUGCGCACAGUUUGAAGCAUGAUCCAGCUGCACAGUAAAUUUUAAACCUCAUAAUCAGUGAGGUAAAGACAAGAAAACUUGACUCUUCACUGCUGGAUUCCAGAACCAGUGCACCAAAAUAUUUAUGCAAACGAUGCCAAUUUUACUACUGACUCGAGGGUUAUGCAAUAGUAGUGAGAUUGUAGUGAGCUCUUAGAGGAAAACUCCACCCUGAAGCACGUCAGUCAUGUUUCGGUACUAAUUUGUUAGCUAAUGCUUUCAGAGAGCUCAAAAAAAUAACGGCCAUGUUUCGCUGUCAGCUCUUACAUACAAAUGUGUAAUUCUUCCAGAAAAGCUCAAUGUCAUGUUAAUGAGAAAUGCAACAGAAGUUGCGAAGACGUUACGGCAAACGCCGUCGUCCCAGAAUGCGUUCUAGCAGAAACCCGACUCGAGCUGCGAGACGACAAGGCGAUAAAAGCUUUGGGAGCUGAUCUGUUUGAUGAGGUGGUGAGAGAGCUGGACAGACAAAAGGACUAAAGCACCGCCGCAUCACUCUCUUUAGAUAGAGAUGAAGCGAGGGUUAAAUCCCACCAGACCACUAACAACGCGGCAUUGUGGGUAAUGUAGGAAACCAAAGUAAACAUAGAUCAACAUGUCAAUGAAAGAUGUUUAAACUAAACAAAAAAAGUACAAAAUGAAUCGAGCUAAAAAUUGUUUAUGCAGAAUAAUAUGCAGUGCAUUCAGGAUGGAUUUGUCCUUUAAGCCGAGUUUCAGUUCCGAAUGAAUUAGAUCAUAGAAGGAAUUAUUAUUAUUAUUAUAGCAUAUCAUGUUUUUAUUCUUGAAGAAAGUUUUAUUGCUAAUUGACAAUUUUAAAAAUCUAUUGAAAACUAUGCCUGUAUUUUUACUUUUUUUUUCUCUCUCUCUCUCAGCAGUGUAUUUUUUGCAGGUUUAAAGUUUUAAAAUGGAUCGUUCUUCUGGUAGGAGUGUUGUUCUAAUUUGGACGUUUUUUUAUGCUUGACUUUUAGCAUUUAAGCUGCACUGUAAAGAAAAAAAAACCUAGAAUACUGAUUCUUACAACUCUCUGUCUUGCUGUCUGUUUCUCUUCCUCUCAAGCCUGUAACUCUGAACGUUAAUAUUCUAUAAUAAUGUAGUUCUAGCUGUAUGUUUUUUCUUUCUUCCAGAGUACCGUUCUAACCCAGACCAUCUGCCCAUCCGUCUCCACAUCAAUUUACACUGUGCAAGAGUGUGCCUUUUUUACUCGGAGUCAUUUAAUUUUAUAUUUAAAUCUUUUUGCUUGUUUUUUGUUUUUAAACAAAAGUUGAAAAGCAGAUGUUAUUUUCUACCAAGGAACAGGUGAUUUGGGUGAAUCCUGAAGCGCUUUGGCUCUUCCUGUGAUGUGUAAAUACAUUAGUGUAAAAUAUCUACGAUCUUAAGACUGAAUGUCGCUAAAUGUCCGACUUCAGAGUUAAUCCAGCGAUUGUGUCUCAAUGUUUGAUAUUGAAGUGAGAUGUUUCUUGUGCAGCUUUUGAAAGAGAUUUUUUGAAGGUAUUUACAGUCCAGUGCUGGUCUUUUUGGUGUGUUUUACUGUCAGUGAAUCUGAUUACUGAGCUACAAUGAAAGACUAUAAGCCAUGCUGUUCGAUUUUUAAGGCAGAACUUUUUAAUCCUGAAAGCUACAGACCUCGUAUGGACGUUAUAUCGUACUCUGUUGCAUUUGAACCUCACUCACACUCCUGUACAGGCAAAGAUUUUUCUUCUCUCCACAUUUUUUCCAAAACCAAAUCCUCUCCUUGAUCAGAAAAUGAUCAGUUGUACUUUUUCCCCUCAGUCUCUGAUCAUAACGAGUGUCAAAGGAAAGAUUUGAAAAUGCUUCCAGUGUGUGAAUGUCCUACAGAAGAAGGGAUAAAAGGACAAACCCUUUAAGAAAGUGCUGUGAAAGACGCAGUCUGACAUGACCAGCUGUCUGCCUGCUUGCCGUCACUGUUGUUUAUCCUGUCAUGACUGUGUGCAGUUUUUUUCAUGUAUGUCUGCAAUGUUUUGAGGCACUCGACCAUCAGCGUCGCUUAA